AUGGAGCGCGUGCAGUACUCGCUGGAGCGGUCGCUUCCCCAGCUCAAGCUCCUUGAUGAACAAGGGCUACUUUCCAAGGAAGAGCUUCGCUCAAUCUCGUCGCAACGACAGGGAUUUGAGGCGCGGCUUAUUCGCCGGAAGCCCGCCAAAAGAGACUUUGAGCGGUACUUGGCGUUUGAGACAGACUUGAACGACCUGAUUCUUUUGCGUGCGCGUGCGCGUUCGCGCUUGGCUGCCGAGCAGAUACGCAAACACGGAGGCGAUAACAGCAAGGCGCGCUUGCUUCCGCGCAACUUUUUCGGCCGCCAGGCAGCGAGCCAUUUUGCGCAGUGCAUUUCGGUUUACGAGCGCAUGGUGCGCAAAUUCCGCUACGACGUGGACUGCUGGUCUGCAUACCUUGCAUGGGCGCGCAGCAAAAAGAUGCGCGUGGUUGCAGGGCGUGUGUAUGCACGCAAUGCGGAUACAACUGCAGCGCGUGCACUGCUGCAGCGUGGCUUGCGUAUGAAUCCCCUGGUCGAUGCGGACGCUAUAUCCGCACAAGCAGCCCAGGACGCACGGGGUCCCAAAGUCCGGCGUACAGCGCGUGGCGCUGUACGUGCCGUGCGCGAUCCUGGGCUGCUGCGCUGGGAGCUGACCGAGUAUGAGCAUGGCGUGCUUCGCCUUUGGGUCGAGUAUUUUCGCAUGGAACUUGUGUUUAUGGAGCGCUUGCGCCGCAGAUGGCGUAUCUUGGGCCUCGACAGCGGAAGCGGCGAUGCGCCCGUUCCUCAAGGCGGCGAUGCAUUCACUACAGCGCGCGCUACAGCGCAUACGGUUGCACCUGAGGAUCACGGCGUGGGAGAGGAGGAAGGGGAGGAGGUAGAAGCAGACGUGGAGCAAGACGUUCCGCCGGCGCCGGCGCCGGCGCCAAACGACAAGGACGAGUUUGCAACGGAGCGCGUCGCGCCAAACCAAGGCAUUGAGGUCCCUGAAGGGCACAAGCAAAUCAUGGACGGCACGAUACCCCUGGUCUUGCUGGCCAAUGCGCGCAAAUCGCUACCGCCUACGGUGCAGCUCUACUUUUUUGUCGCGAUCCUUGGCCUGCUCAGCGCAUUUCCCUUUUUUGACUCGAGCAUCGUGCGCGAACAAGGGGCGCUGCUUUCGCUCCGGCUUGCGCAGACACCGUUGGGGUCUGGGGAUAUGCUGCGCAACCGUCUGAUUCGCGGCGUCUUGGACACCGUGCAGGAGACGUGCAAAACGUCGUGGUCAGAGGAAGGGCGCCUUGCCACUGCAAUGCUCACGUCGUUGCAUCCCUUUAUGCACCCGUUCUCUGCGCUGGAGUUGGAUCUUGAUGGGAUGCCCGCCUCGCUUGCAGACACCGAGCUGGAAAAGAAUGGCCUCUUGCACGGCGCGAGCCAGCUUCAUACUACCUUCUCGCGACCGAUCGACGCAUUGUAUGACUUGGCACGCAUUCCAGACCAGCUGCGCUCUACCGGAUCUGCAGGUGCCAACGAUCCAUGGCACGCAUGCCGUCCGGUUCUGUUUCUGUUGAACGUGCUUUCCGAGCGACUCGUGGAGCGUGCCCCCAACGUCGAGCCAGCAGGCGACGACGAGUCGAUCGCGUCGGAUGUCGCCGAACAAGCUCCGACUCAGUUCCUUGCCGCCAUGGCGGCCAGCGGCAAUGUCCCAUCCAUGGCCGCAGCACUUGUCGCUGCAUUCCGCGCACACGACGAAGAAAACGUAGCGCUGGGCUUUUUGGCCACGUUGCAGUUCCUUUCCAGCAAAGCAGCAAUUGAGGAGCAGAAUAUUUUGGCGUAUUUUGCGCACGUUGAAGCUACGCUGGUGGCGGAGCUGCUGGAUACGCAGCGCGCUGAUCUUGCAUGGCUCGCCGUGCAGCGUCUCGAACGCAAGCUGGAAGCAUGCGAUGGCGACGCAGAUGCGAUUGCUCAGCUCGACGCAGAGGCACAGGCGUUGCGUGCAUCCUGCACUAACCCCGGCGCACUGGUCCUUUACGAACGCAUCGGUGCACAAGCCGCAGAGCGCCUUUUCGACUCUCCACACAGCGCCGCAUUUGCAUUCACCUGGCAAAAAGGCGGCAUGGAAGCGGCGGAAAAGGCACGCGGCGCUUGGCGUGUGUUGCUGCGCGCAUGCACGAGCCCCGCACAGAUGGCACAGGACGCAGGUGCGCCGGUAUGGGCACCGCUGAUCGAAUGGCUUGGCGCGCAGACAGACGCUGCGCUAGUCGCCAGCGCACCUGCGCGGCGCGCCUUGUGGCUCGACUAUCUCGCCUGGGCACACUCCGCUGCCGUGGUUCCAGCCGCCGACGGUAAAGAGGCGCGCAAAAAAAAGCUAGCCGCGUCGCACUGGUCGUGGGAGACGCACGAGGCGGCCGUUGUUGAAACGGGUGCGCUGCUUGCCUCUUCGCAGCUCGUCGGCACGGCGCGGCUCGAGGCACAAGCGCUUCAUGAUGCCGUCGUCGAGCAGUUUGCCCUCUUUUCCUCCACCGACGUCGCUACACUGCACGAUGCCGAGCGGGAUGCGAGCAAGCGCCGUGCGCUGCAAUCCAUUUUCGAGCGCGGCUCGCCGAGCAUCGCCUGCGUCCUCGAGCUUGCAUUGCGUGAAUCCACGCUGUUAACGAUCCAUACUGAAGCGGCGGCCAAAGGGAUCCAGGAGCGCACCUUGAUGCUCUAUCGCCGGGCAUUGGACAUGGCCGAGCGCACGGACGCAGACAUUGUGCACAUAUGGACUUUGUACCUCGCGUUCCUCCUGGAAAUUCAGGACAUGCGCACAGUAAUGGAGGCGCUGCAGCGUGCGCAGGAGCAUGUAGCGGCCUUUGCGCCUCCGGGCAGCGUGCAUGCGCUCGAGCAAGCGUGGCACUCGCUCCUCCACGCCCGUAGCUCGCUCGCGCCAUAG
Molecule: messenger RNA, 2889 nt
Organism: Malassezia vespertilionis
Lineage: Eukaryota; Fungi; Basidiomycota; Malasseziomycetes; Malasseziales; Malasseziaceae
Gene: UTP6
Product: U3 snoRNP protein
Exons: 2
Coding region: 1-2889 (962 amino acids)
Biological process (GO): maturation of SSU-rRNA from tricistronic rRNA transcript (SSU-rRNA, 5.8S rRNA, LSU-rRNA)
Cellular component (GO): Pwp2p-containing subcomplex of 90S preribosome; small-subunit processome
Molecular function (GO): snoRNA binding
Source: RefSeq, a predicted model, not a curated record